Molecule: messenger RNA, 372 nt
Organism: Ogataea polymorpha
Lineage: Eukaryota; Fungi; Ascomycota; Pichiomycetes; Pichiales; Pichiaceae
Exons: 1
Biological process (GO): translation
Cellular component (GO): ribosome; small ribosomal subunit
Molecular function (GO): structural constituent of ribosome
Source: RefSeq, a predicted model, not a curated record
ACUAUUAACCAAAUCAAUAGAGGUCAAGAGUUUAUCACGAAGAAGAAGAGAGGUUCCAAGGCCCCCGAUCUUCAAGGAAACCCAAUAAAAAAGGGCGUCAUCUUGAGAGUCAUGAUUCUCAAACCAAAGAAACCUAACUCGGCCCAAAGAAAGGCUGCAAGAGUUAGACUCACCAAUGGAAGAGUCGUGUCGGCAUAUAUUCCAGGUAUUGGACACAAUGCCCAAGAACACUCGGUGGUGUAUGUGCGAGGCGGUAGAGUGCAGGAUUUGCCUGGUGUCAAAUAUCACCUGAUCCGUGGAGCCAUGGACUUGGCUGGUGUUGCCAAUAGAAAGACGGCUAGAUCCAAAUACGGAGUGAAAAAACCGUCGAAA